Messenger RNA from Scomber japonicus (chub mackerel), 1593 nucleotides. Its product is annotated as gastrula zinc finger protein XlCGF26.1-like. The record is from RefSeq and is a predicted model, not a curated record. Gene Ontology annotation, biological process: regulation of transcription by RNA polymerase II. The transcript has 2 exons. Gene Ontology annotation, molecular function: RNA polymerase II cis-regulatory region sequence-specific DNA binding; DNA-binding transcription factor activity. NCBI's taxonomy places the organism in Eukaryota, Metazoa, Chordata, Actinopteri, Scombriformes, Scombridae. Bases 1 to 1593 code for a protein of 530 amino acids.
AUGACGAGCAUGCAGCGGCUCAGAGAGCUGGUUAAUGAGCGUCUGUGUGCCGCUGCAGAGGAAAUCUUCGAGGCGGUGAAAGAAACCAUCGCAGGCUACGAAGAGGAGCUGCUGCUGUCCAGACGGGAAGUCCGCCGGCAGCGCAGGAUGCUCAAGACUCUGUCCAAACCUGCCGAGGAGGAGGAAGAGGAGGUGGUGUGCUGUGAGCAGGAAUGGAGCUCCGGUGUUGACCAGGAGAAGAACCAGCAGGAGCUCCGCAGCAGCCAGGAGGAGGAGGGCAACACCAUCAGGUUCAUCUUCACUCCUCCGUACGUGAAGAACGAGCUGGAGCCGCUUCAGUCCGGCUUCCAGAAAGCAGGAGAAGGAGAUCCUCUGCCGGGAACGUCGGCGGAGCGCGGCCGGACGAAGGAGGAGGAGGCCGACGACGAGGACGAGGGCGCUGCGUCCUCCAGCUGUUCUGCAGCCGAACACGACGACAGCGACGAGGAGUGGAGGGGCAGCGCCGGCUCUCUGAGCGGCGACGGCGACGGCGAGUGGAAGAAGAGGAAGACGUCUCGUUUAUCGGCGGACGCCAAACCGCUUCCCGCCAAGAAAGCAAAACCGCGCAUCUGCUGCAAAGUGUGCGGCAAAGCUUUCCACGCCAACGUCUCGCUGGUGAAUCACAUGGAGGUUCACCCGAAGGACGUCUGCGGCGUCUGCGGGGAACGCUUCGACACGGAGGAGAACUUUCAGGACCACCUGAAGACGCACGUGAAAGCCGGGAUCUGCGGCGUUUGCGGGAAAUGCUUCGGCACGUCGAGCGCUCUGGAGACGCACAUGAGGAUCCACACGGGAGAGAAACCGUUCAACUGCAGCGAGUGCGGGAAAUCCUUCAACUGCCGCCACAACAUGAUGCGGCACAUCCGGAUACACACGGGGGAGAAGCCGUACCCCUGCGGCGUCUGCGGCAAGUGCUUCAACGACUACUCCACGUGGAAACGCCACCUGCUGGUCCACGUGAACAAGAAGAGCCUCGACCCGAACAACGCGUUCGAAAGCGAAAACGCCGAGAACGACGGCGAGAAAAAGAUCAAAAGGCCGUCGCCGAAAAAGCAGCAGACCCGGACGAUAUGUGAAGUGUGCGGGAAGAUGUUUCACUCCGUCGUUUCUUUGGUGAAUCACGCCAAAAGUCACGCCACGGACCUGUGCGGCGUUUGCGGGACGCAUUUCGACUCCGAGGAAAGUUUAAAACUGCACCUGAAAACGCACAAAAACGGGAAGGUGUGCGAAGUGUGCGGGAAGUGCUUCGACAGUCAGGGGAACCUGGAGAUGCACAUGAGGAUCCACACGGGCGAGAAGCCGUUCCUCUGCAGCGAGUGCGGGAAAUCCUUCAACUGCCGCCACAACAUGAUGCGGCACAUGAGGACGCACACGGGGGAGAAACCGUACCUGUGCAACGUGUGCGGCCGGUGUUUCAGCGACCACUCCACCCUGAAGCAGCACAGCGGCACGCACACGGGGGAGAAACCGCACCGCUGCGAGGUCUGCGGCAAAGGCUUCCACCGAAAGACGUACGUGAGGCUCCACAUGAAGAGCCACACCACGGAGAAGUGA